CAAGUGCCAUCGCUAUUGAACACCAAUCAGCUGUGGGUCUGGUGUCUCGUGACAAUAAAUUAACGUUCCCCAUCUGGAAAAACAAAAAACUAGCAAACAUUAAUUUUCAACGACGGAGCGUCCAGAGAACAUGUCACCGAAAAACAACCACGAUCCCACCUCGUCUGGUGACUCUGGCAACACCAAUGUCCAGGAGGCAGACCUCCAAGAAAUGGAGGAUGUGAACCAGAGUCUGGACGCCCUCAGCUGUGCCCUGGAUGCUGUGGAGCAACGCACGGAUGACAUUAUGUCCCAGCUGCGGGCGCUGUUGAACUCCAACAGGGAGAUCCGCCGCCAGCUGGCCGAGGAGAAGGACCAGGCCGCCGAUCAGGAUCAGGCCGAUGACGACAUGGAGGGCGCCGGGGAACCAACCAAGUAGCUGUCGAAUGUGUUUUGUGCAAGUGCAAUCGUAAUCUGUUUUCGUUUGUUUCCUAAUUUUUUUUGUACCAUGUAUUAUUGAUGAUUAUUAAACCUAAGUAAAAUUAA
Molecule: messenger RNA, 525 nt
Organism: Drosophila bipectinata
Lineage: Eukaryota; Metazoa; Arthropoda; Insecta; Diptera; Drosophilidae
Product: UPF0184 protein CG14818
Source: RefSeq, a predicted model, not a curated record